AUGGCCGAGCUGGGAGUGUUCAAAAGGAAUGAUGCGAUCUAUGUUAACCCCAAUACGCAGAAUGGCAAGCAUGUCGACAUCGCCAUCACUGUCCGUGGUUCAGACUUCUACUUUGCAUGGUGUGCAGUCAUGGGGACGGUUGCGCUGGGUAUCAUCAUAUCGAGCUUCAUGAAGCCUCGCACCGAUCGGAUUUUCUUCUACCUUACUGCAGGCGUCAACAUGACUGCAUGCAUAGCAUACUUUGCCCUUGGUUCCAACCUCGGGUGGACACCGAUUGACGUCGAAUGGACGCGGGGUCAAGCUGACGUUAGAGGCAUCAAUCGCGAGAUCUUUUAUGUUCGCUAUAUUGAUUGGUUUAUUACCACCCCUCUACUUCUUCUUGACAUUCUUCUCACAGCCGGACUCCCCUGGCCUACCAUCAUCUGGACUGUCUUCCUGGAUUGGAUCAUGAUCGUUACGGGCCUUGUGGGUGCUCUUGUCAAAAGCCGAUAUAAAUGGGGUUUCUUCUCUUUCGGCUGUGCAGCAAUGUUCUACAUCUUCUACAACGUUGCCUGGGAGGGCCGUAUCCAUGCCAAGCGUCUGGGGAAUGAUGUCUAUCGUGUGUAUCUGAUCUGCGGAGUCUGGACCCUGUUCCUCUGGCUUUGCUAUCCCAUUGCUUGGGGCGUAUGCGAGGGCGGCAACGUCAUUGCUCCAGAUUCGGAGGCGGUUUUCUACGGUGUCCUUGACUUCUGCGCUAAGCCUGUGUUCAGCAUCAUGCUCAUUGUUGGACAUUGGAACAUCAGUCCUGCUCGUCUGGGCCUGCGAAUUCGCGAUGUCGACGAAGACCCAGUCCUCUACGAA
This is a messenger RNA of Aureobasidium melanogenum CBS 110374, 840 nucleotides long. RefSeq names its product family A G protein-coupled receptor-like protein. Gene Ontology annotation, cellular component: plasma membrane; endoplasmic reticulum. The annotation marks the transcript as partial. Gene Ontology annotation, molecular function: monoatomic ion channel activity. The record is from RefSeq and is a predicted model, not a curated record. The transcript is spliced from 4 exons. Gene Ontology annotation, biological process: monoatomic ion transport. Lineage: Eukaryota; Fungi; Ascomycota; Dothideomycetes; Dothideales; Saccotheciaceae.